Ahaetulla prasina is the source of this 1770-nucleotide messenger RNA. It is a transcript of the gene BAALC, whose product is annotated as BAALC binder of MAP3K1 and KLF4. NCBI's taxonomy places the organism in Eukaryota, Metazoa, Chordata, Lepidosauria, Squamata, Colubridae. The transcript has 3 exons. Gene Ontology annotation, cellular component: cytoplasm. The coding region runs from base 88 to 549 and encodes 153 amino acids. The record is from RefSeq and is a predicted model, not a curated record.
GGGCCGUCAGCGGUAAGGCAGAGCGGUCGGCGGUCGGGAGGCGAAAGGGAGCUGCUGCUGCUGCUGCUGCUGCUGCGCGGGGCCGGGAUGGGCUGCGGCGGGAGCCGCGCCGAUGCCAUCGAGCCGCGCUAUUACGAGAGCUGGACCAGGGAGACCGAGUCCACUUGGCUGACAAACACGGACGCUGCCGAGCCUCAGCAGCAGCCGCUGCCCGCCGCCGGCCCGGAGAGCGGCGACGCCGAUGCCGGCCUGAAGAGCCCCGGAAUUUUGGAGGACAGCAAAUCAACCCAGACCUGCAUGGCAAAAUCUUCAAUUUCAAGUGGCAUGGCUAUUCCCGAAAAAAGAGCUCAUUGUGCUACACAGUGUACAAAACUAUCAACUCACACCACUGGAAAUGUAGCCCAGAAGCCACAAAAUAGCUUUAAAACCUCAGAGGCUAAAUGGGACAAGAAAAGAGCCACAAAAGAAGUUAGUAGUAACACUGCCAAAACAGACAAAUACAAACAAAUAAAUAGCAACAGAAGAGUCGCAAAGAAUGGUAUCAAUUAAGGAAGGACUGAAGAAAGGUGAAUGAAUUCUGCAAUAUCUUGCUGCACUUUACCUGACUGCAUAAUGCAGGGAUCUGGAAUUUCAACGUUGACGUUAUGCUGAAUGUGGCGGACAACUGAUGCUGAGUGCCUUUGGAAAAAUGCUGGACUUUAUUAGCUCUGCAAUUUUGUCACCACUGGAAGCUUGAAUACUUUUUCUUGUCCUAUACUUGAUGAGCUUAGCCAUCAAUUAGGAAGUAACUGGUUUGAUUUUUUACUUUGCCACUAGCUAAGUAACUAACUCAUGGUAACUUAAGUUAAUUUCCUAUGAAGAAAAAUGUAAAUCAAAUGAUCCAGGGACGCUCGAAAAACUUCUCAGAAAUUAGGGCUACAUGCAACAUAAAUUUUUGAGGCAUGAAAGCUGUUCAUUCAUACAAUCAGGUAUUGAUUGAUUGAUUAACUGAUUGGUUCAUUAUGUGCCAUCAAGGUAGUGUGGACUCUUAAGAGACCACAAAGACAAAAAUUUUCCCAGGAUGAUCCCGGCCUGACUCUUCAGCUCUUCCGAUGGUGCACAGUUAUCAUCUAGAUUAAUUCAAUUUUAAUAUUAAAUGUAUAUCAUCUGAAACCAAACUGUGAUCAUAGCAAUCGCUGUGUAAAAAAUAGCACCCUGGGUGAUCCUGUCAUUAAUGUGCUAAGAUAUCGCAAGAGAGUUCUACGGUACUAUUACAGAUAACUUGCUGCUACCUAAAUUAGAUGGCCCAAAAUUGUGUCACUUUUAAUAACUGACAGGUGUAAAAUAUUUAAGAAUGCAGUAUCCUGUUUGGCCAUAUAGGAAGUUUGCACUGGGUUGUUGUGUUAAUGGCACUUGCUCAUUUUUGGGGAAAGUCAAUUCCCUCUGCCAAUGUGCCACAAUGCGGUGUGCACGCCACACAAUGUGCCACACGGGACAAGCCUAAUUCAACUGUCAGUCUCAUUGGCAGCUGUCUAAAGCCAAAAGUGAUUCUUUCUCAAAAAUAAUUCUCACAAAGUUCCCUAGCAUGAAAUGAAAAGGAAGAAUUGCAACAAACUGAAUUAUAUUCAAAGUUGAAAUAACCUGUAUCCACCAACAUUGGGGCGGACAUUUUCUGAUUUUCUAACCAUUUUUCUAUGAUUCAGAACAGGGGUCUCCAACCUUGGCAAUUUGAAGACUUGUGGACUUCAACUCCCAGUUGGGAGUGCUGAGAGUUGAAGUCCACAAGUCUUC